Messenger RNA from Mytilinidion resinicola, 1201 nucleotides. Its product is annotated as mycothiol-dependent formaldehyde dehydrogenase. Bases 1 to 1089 code for a protein of 362 amino acids. Gene Ontology annotation, molecular function: oxidoreductase activity; zinc ion binding. Lineage: Eukaryota; Fungi; Ascomycota; Dothideomycetes; Mytilinidiales; Mytilinidiaceae. The record is from RefSeq and is a predicted model, not a curated record. The transcript has a single exon.
AUGCUCGAAUCCAAAGUCGCCGUCUUCACCUCCCCCAACACCCCCAUAACCCUCAUCACCGAGCGCACACCUCCCCCCUCUCCAACCUCCCUCCUCAUCCGCGUCUCCCACGCCGGCGUCUGCGGCAGCGACCUGCACCGCCUCACGGGUGACUACCCCCCGCCCCCAGCCCCCAUCUCCUUCGGCCACGAAGGCGUCGGCACCAUCGCCGCCCUCGGCGCCCUCAUCACCCACGACCGCGCCGGCGCGCCCCUCUCUCCCGGCGACCGCAUCUACUGGGGCCCGUCCACCCCGUGCGGCGCGGCCACCUGCGCCGCCUGCGCCGCCAGCACGCCCAUGAAGUGCCCACAGCUCAACUGGCCGGUGCUCGCGGGACGCCCGAACGCCGCGGCGUACCGCACGUUCGCGACGCUCAGUGAGAAGCAUUUCUACUACAAGAUCCCCGAGGGCACGAGUGCGGAGAGCGUGAUCGCGUUCGGGUGCGCGAUGCCGACGGCGUUGCGGGCGUUUGCGCGGCUGGGGACGCUGGAGCGGGGCGCGAAUGUGGUGGUGCAGGGGUCUGGGCCGGUGGGGUUGGCGAUGACGGUGCUGGCGGGCUUAGCGGGGGCGCGGGCGGUGGUUGUGAUUGGGGAUCCGGAGGUGAGGUUGCAGGCCGCGGGGAGGUUGGGGGCGACGCAUGUGUUGUCGGUUAGCGGGUCGACGGUGGAGGAGAGGAGGAGGAGGGUUAUGGAGAUUACGGGGGGCAGAGGGGCGAGUGUGGUGGUUGAGGCGGCGGGGGUGCCGGCGGCGUUUCCCGAGGGGUUUGAGCUGCUGGGGAUGAAUGGGCGGUUUUUGAUUGUGGGGUUGUAUUCGGGGAAGGCGGUGUAUCCAGUUGAUGCGGUGAGGAUUAAUAAUUUUAAUCUGAGUAUCAUUGGGAGUGUGGGGAUUGAGCCGGAGAACUACAAGAGGACAGUGGAGAUUGCGGAGGAGCAUGGAAAGAGGUUGGGGUUUGAAGAGUUGAUUACGCAUCGCUUCAAGCUGGAGAAUGUGGAGGAGGCAAUUCGGGCGGUGGUCAGACCGGAUGCGGUCAAGAUUGUCGUGAUGCCGUGAGAGUUCAGGGGCAGAGUGCUCCAGCCUGGAGUCUUGAGAAUCUAGAAAUGGAAUCCACAAUCAAGCGUCUUGAAGAGUUCUGUCGGGGGCUUACUUGUGGCCAAAUAAUCCG